This is a messenger RNA of Boleophthalmus pectinirostris (great blue-spotted mudskipper), 3607 nucleotides long. It is a transcript of the gene ano10b, whose product is annotated as anoctamin 10b. The transcript is spliced from 15 exons. The record is from RefSeq and is a predicted model, not a curated record. Gene Ontology annotation, biological process: chloride transmembrane transport. The coding region runs from base 224 to 2296 and encodes 690 amino acids. Gene Ontology annotation, cellular component: plasma membrane. Gene Ontology annotation, molecular function: chloride channel activity. Lineage: Eukaryota; Metazoa; Chordata; Actinopteri; Gobiiformes; Gobiidae.
UCUGGGGAAGUUCCUCCGCAUUCCUUCUACACACAGCUACACACAGAGUUCAACCGCUCAGCACUAACCAAAAACAUAGAGUGACAGAGGGGGGAGGCUAUUCUCUUGAGUUCUUUAUGGCAGAAGUGAGCAGGCGUUGGGGGCUCUGUACCAGGACUUUGGAGGGGCUGUGGGCCUGCAGCAGAACAGAGACCAGGAUCCCAUCAUCAACUCUGUGCCAGCCAUGAGUGCAGCAGGAGUGGUUGAAGAUGCGGGCAGCAGCAGAGACCCUCCCUCGUCUACGGGCUCUGCUAAACUGCUCACAGCCUCGUCAGCCUCAGGACCCGGAUGGACCAGAGUCUCGUGUCCCUGCUGUAUGUCGGACCGGGUCGAUCCGCUGGUGCUGGUCAAACUGGGUCAAAAGGUCAGACCUGAGACCAAGAGGUGGCUGCUCAAACUUUUAGGAACACCACAGAAAGAUGGAGGUGCAGGCUUAUUGGCCCACCCUGGUGAGGAUGCCAGUGGGGACAUUAUGGUGCUCUCUGCCCCUCGCUGCACCCUGCUCCAGGCCACAGAGGAGCUGGGACUGUGUAAAAAGUACAAAAACGAAGAAAUGGAGGCGUUUUCAUAUGAGGACAGAGACAACUUUAAAGACUCAGACAAGAUGGAGGUGUUCCUGACCCUGGCGGAGCGGCAGUACAUAGUGAAGUAUGAGCUGGAUGGAACUCGGGCUCAGAGGGAAAUAAAAAUCCCAGGUCUGGACGACAGAUACGCUCUACAACCAAGAGACAACAUCUGGCGGAAGCUGACUUCGGCUGGCGUUGUUGUGGACACGGUUGCCCUUCACGACCAGGCGCAGCUGAGGGCCCUGAGCCAGGCCUGGUAUGUAGGAAACCAACUGGCCCAGCCUCUCGAUUCAGUCAAUUCCUAUUUUGGGACUUCUUUGGCAUUUUACUUCAGCUUCCUUGAUUUCUACACGUGGUCUCUGCUGCCCCCCGCUGUCCUAGGCCUGUCCAUUGCAUACUUCUCAGGUGAGGUGCAGAAGGAGAUGGUGGAGUCAGUGUCGGGGUCACAGAUCAUUGCUGACGAUCACGAGAGCCCCGGCAUCAGUGGUCACAUGAUCCAAGCGGUCUUCAGCAUGCUCUGGUCCACUGUGGUGAUGGAGCUGUGGAAACGGCGCAGUGCCUCCCUGUCAUACCGCUGGGGAACGCUCAGCCUCGCCGAACGCUUCGCCGAACCCCGACCAGGUUUCCAUGGCAACCUGGGGGUCAACCCUGUCACUGGCCGAAAGGAGCCCCUGUUUCCUGAAUGGCAGAGGGACCUCCGCAUGGCUCUGGUGUCAGUGCCGGUGGUCGGACUGUUUCUAGGGCUGGUGGUGCUGGGCAUGAUGAUGUUUUAUUGGGGCGAGGCUCAGGUGAAGAGGAUCCAUGCAGACUAUGACUCUCUGUUGUCUCAGACUUUCCUUUACCUGCCCUCUGUCCUUCACAUCGUAUACACCAACGUACUGGCCACUGUGUAUAAGACUGUGGCGGAGGCUUUAACUGAAUAUGAGAACCACAGGGAGGAGUCAGCCUUUGACAAUCACCUCACCGGAAAAGUCUUAGUGUUCACCUUCUUCAACUACUUUGCAGUGCUCUUCCAUAUCGCCUUUUUCAAACAAGAUGUGCCUUUGCUACGAAAGCGUCUAGCCUCGCUGUUGAUUGUGACGCAGUUGAUAAACCAGGUGACGGAGGUGGUGAUCCCGUACCUGGUGGACAGGUUUAUCAGUGCCCCGAACAGAGCCGAGACUGAAGAUGAUCCUCAAGAAGAUAAAUUCAGGAACCAAGGAAGUCUACCUGUAUUUCCGGGUCUGUUUGCAGAGUACAUUGAGCUCCUGGUGCAGUUUGGGUAUUUGAGUCUUUUUUCCUGCGUGUUCCCAUUGACGGCUGUACUGUUACUCAUCAAUAACCUGACAGAGAUACGAUCGGAUGCUUAUAAAGUUUGCAAACUCUUCCGCAAACCUUUCACUGCUCCUGUGGCCAACAUGGGCGUGUGGCAGAUUGCGUUCGAGGUGCUGAGUUUUGUCUCAGUGGUCUCCAAUUGCUGGCUCCUGAUGCUGUCGCCGCAGAUUCAAGCCGAGUGCCUUCAGGGUGAACUGAGCUGUACAAAUGUGCUGCUGUUGGCUGUGGGGAUGGAGCAUGUUCUCAUUCUUGUAAAAGUGGUGCUGUCUGUGCUGAUCCCGGAUGAACCAGGGUGGAUCAAGAAAAAGAGGCUUCAUAUAGAGUUUAAAUCAAUGCAGGCCCUGAGGCAGCAGAAGACAGUCCUGGGACAGUCCUGAAGGUGCUUUGAAGAUGCUGACUCUUGUACCAUCCGCAGUGUUGCAAACCGCUGUGCCUCCAGAUACUCAAAGUGUAGGCCUCUUUGCUUCAGCAGUGUUCAGGAGUGCACACACCAGGGCUUUCCACCACCUGCUUAUGUGAAUUCACUGUAUUGUAUCUCAUGCUACGGCUGACGAAAGCUGGUAAGGCUUGAAAAAAAGACUCUAAAAAGCUUGAAACGCACCUUUUAGCAAAUAUUCAGAAGAUCGUAUGUAUUUAUAGACAGACUUUUACCGAAGAUGACUAGUGAGGAAAAAAUCUUAAAAGUGCACUGUGUUUUUUUGGUGGUGGACAGCCUGCGACUUGUUUGCCUCCAUGGAAUGUUACUGUUGGAAUAUUCCUCAGUAUGGCAUUAAGCUUAUCUACUGUAUUCCCAUGGAGACAAACGUGUGCAGCCAGUCAAGUUACAGGUCAAAUCUGAGGAGGUUUUUCAGGUUUUUCAAAGUAUUUUGGAGAAAUAAAAUUGUAAUUGAAUAAAUACAAGGUGGAUAAAUUUUAUGCUAUACUGUGGAACUUUCAAAAGCAAAACUAUGCAAUUUCUAUGAAGGUGAGCAGGGAUUCUCCAUCUGAAAUUUACACAGUGCACCUUUCAGUACGUUCAUUUAAGAAAUUGAGUUGAUAGUAUUACUGCCAUCUUGUGGUCAGAUCAAGUAAUGGCAGUCAAAUUGCAGAGCUGUAACUUUGCCUUAAAAUUGUGUUUGUAUAUGGUCACAGUGGUGUGUGUGCAAUCCCCAGUUUUGUCAAAAUUGAAUGUUGUGGCUACAGCUGAGGCUGUUACCUUUCUGUUGUUUUAUAUUUCUGGUCUUUUAAUGGUUUUAUUUAAUGUUUGUAUUGUGUGGUAUGCUACAAAGAUGGUCCCAGUAAAACAUACUGUAAUCACAGUAUUGGAGAAACCAAAGGAAAACAGUUACAGUGUAUCUGUAUUUUACAUUAUUUUAUUACACCAAUAACAUUAACAAGAGAAACAGAGUGGCUCUCAGGGAUGGCAGCUUUACCUCUUUGUGCAACAAUAUACUAAAUGUUACAGCCAAUGAGAAAUACUAAUUAACUUACAGCAUGAUAAUUGAGCACUUAUGUGCUUUAUUCCUGUGAACCUUAGCCUCAUAAUGAAGUAAAUAGAUGGACUAUACUUUCUAUUUGCUCUUAAAUCACUGGCUUCUACACAAGGCCUACACAGCUGUUUCAAAUCACUAUAAACUGGUUAACUUGUUGAAUUCACAAGAAAAUGUCAGCCAUGCAUGUUCUAUUUUAUAAUAAAGUAAUGAAGUGAA